Messenger RNA from Colletotrichum graminicola M1.001, 2724 nucleotides. RefSeq names its product transmembrane GTPase fzo1. Gene Ontology annotation, cellular component: mitochondrial outer membrane. Gene Ontology annotation, biological process: mitochondrial fusion. Lineage: Eukaryota; Fungi; Ascomycota; Sordariomycetes; Glomerellales; Glomerellaceae. The record is from RefSeq and is a predicted model, not a curated record. Bases 1 to 2724 code for a protein of 907 amino acids. Gene Ontology annotation, molecular function: GTP binding; GTPase activity. The transcript has 2 exons.
AUGAGUCAAGAUUAUUUUUCGAAGAAGGGCAAGGCCCCUAUGGACCAGGAGGUCGAGAAGGAUGAUUUCGACACGCCUGACCAGCCAGUGCCGUCAUCGAGCAGACCGCCUCAGUUCAUGACCGUUGGAUCCGGUUCCACCUCCGUACAUGCGGCGCACCUCCAGUCUCUGCUUGAGAACGACUCGGGAUAUGGCGGCAGUAUCGCUAAAGGCGAUACCAUGAAUUCUGGUGGCGACCGUCACAUCCCGACUUCUGUCAAUGGUCAGCUCUCCGAAGUCGAUCGUCGCAGCCAGGCCGGCGCCAUCCAUCAGCUGUGGUACAACGCACACAGGGUGACGCUGGGCCGCUCGAUCAACAAGGUCAUUGAGCUCCUAAAGGAGUUGCAGGAGAUGAACGUCUCCUGGCCCGCCCACUACCCUUCUGUCCAGCGAACCGAACAAUCGCGGCCCGCCCCUUCACACGCGUGGUCGACAACUGCCGAAGCUCCCACGUCUGCCUGCUCGGUUCCCUCUUCCCCGACUGCCCCCCCGGCGAUACGACGAUCCUUCACAUCGGUCGAAGCCCGUGAUGAUGCCGAAUCAAGCAAAGCCCAGGAGCGGCGUGCACCCGAAGAGCCGCGAUUAGUUACGCCUCAGAUCGCUCAGGAUUUCUCGAUUCUCAAGCUUGAUCUCAAGCUGGGCUCGCUUCACCAGGCGGAACUUGUCCAUUCCUUGGAGAAGGGCUCCAUCGCCUCGCUCCUAGAUGGCAAGAUCAGCUCUAGUAUUCGACACCUGCUCAACCUCCGUGAACGAAUUGAAGAUACUUCUAGCAAGGUGCUGGUUACUGGUGAUCUCAACGCCGGCAAAUCGACCUUUUGUAACGCUCUGCUACGCAGAAAGGUCUUGCCCGAAGACCAGCAGCCCUGCACGGCAAUCUUCUGCGAGGUUCUGGACGCCAGGGAGAACGGAGGGCUGGAGGAGGUGCAUGCAGUGCACAAGGACGCCACCUACGACAGACACAACGAAAGUACCUACGAUGUGUACAAGCUCGCCCAGCUUGAGGACCUUGUCGUGGAUAACGAGAAGUACACUCAAUGCAAGGUUUACGUCAAGGAUGUCCGAACCAUUGACGAAUCGCUGCUCAACAAUGGUGUGGUCGAUAUUGCCCUGAUCGACGCGCCUGGCUUGAAUUCGGAUACAACGAAGACGACGGCUGUAUUCGCCCGCCAGGAGGAGAUCGAUGUGGUUGUCUUCGUGGUUUCGGCUGCUAACCACUUUACCAUGACUGCCAAGGAGUUCAUCUGGGCUGCCGCGGCGGAGAAGGCAUACCUCUUUAUUGUGGUGAACGGCUUCGACAACAUCAGAGACAAGAAGAGAUGCGAGAAGAUGAUUCUCGACCAAGUGCAGGGUCUCAGCCCGAGAACACACAAGGAGUCCUCCGAGCUGGUGCACUUCGUUUCAAGUAACGCUGUUCCUACCGCACCCCCAGGUGGUCCUUCAGGCGGUGGCAGUGGGAGCUCAAGCGGCGGAGGUGGUGGCGACGACCCUAGUGAUGACCCGAAGGGCAAGGGCAAAGACAUUGAGAAGAUUCGAGACUUUGAAAACCUCGAGCAGUCGCUGCGCAGAUUUGUCUUGGAAAAGCGCGCCAGGUCCAAACUGGCACCGGCCAAGACUUAUCUGCUCAACAUUCUGAACGACGUCCACGUGUUGGCCAAUGUCAACUCAGAGGUCGCCAACUCGGAGCUCAGUCGGGUCACCAAGGAACUCGAGCAGAUCGAGCCUCAGCUGGAGUCGAGCAGAAAGGCGACUGCUCAGGUUGGGGACGAAAUCGACAAGAUUACAGAGCAGACGUGCAAGGAGGUCUACAACUACACGCGCACAACCCUCAGCGCGGCUAUCGAUCACGCCGGGGAUAACAACCAUGGCGUUCCUUACCGGGGCAUCUUCAACGCGUUUGAGUACGCCGAGGAGCUGAAGGAAGCGAUGAUGUCUUACAUCCAAGAGUCGGUUAUCGCCUGCGAGGAGCACGCAAAGUCGAAAACGGUUGGUGGAGUCAACGCCAUCAAGCAGCUGGGCAUCUUGCAUCUUGGCGAGGGCUAUGAGAACCUGGUAUUCCGCCCCGAUGUCAUGUUCAAGAGAAAGCGCGACUCGAUGGCUCGCAAUGUGGACAUACCCACCGAGUUCUGGGACUUUGUCGACUGGAACACUAUCGUUCAAAAGCAGGAGAAGGUUGCAGGCACAGGCAUGGCGCUCACGCUUGCGGGAGCUCUUGUCCCGCGCAUGAUGGGCAGUAGUGGCUGGUUAGACCACGCUUUGAGCGCGGCGAAGAUCAUGGGCAAUGAGAACCUCCGUCGUCUAAUCGUCCCCGGAAUCGUCGCAGCCGCCUUUGCAGCCGCAGCCUACAUUGUCAACCAGAUUCCCAACUCACUCCCCCACCGUCUGUCGACCAAGAUCGCGGCCCAGCUGGAGUCUGUCGACUACGUGCAUACCAACUCGACGCGCAUUUCAGGCUCGGUCCGCAAGGUCCUGCGGUUCCCGGCCGACAAUCUACGCGUUGGUCUGGAGCAGUCAGUCAAGGACCUAGGCAGGCGACGCGAGGAGACGCUCAAGGUACGGCAGGAGAGCGAGGUAGCACUCAAGUACUUUGGCAACCUCGUCCGCAACAGCGCGCAGCAGAGGACAGUGGUUGAGGGCGUGGACCUCGACGCGCCGCCCCCGGGCGCCGUCGCCGCAGGCCUUCACUGA